Molecule: messenger RNA, 1875 nt
Organism: Leptomonas pyrrhocoris
Lineage: Eukaryota; Euglenozoa; Kinetoplastea; Trypanosomatida; Trypanosomatidae
Exons: 1
Coding region: 334-1875 (513 amino acids)
Source: RefSeq, a predicted model, not a curated record
AGCACGCUUUUUAGGUGCCCCUCCCUAUCGUACGUAUUCGCACGUUUCCUGUUGUGUCUACACCUUUCCUCUCCCCUGCGGCGUCAUUGCGCGAGAGGUCCCCUCAUUCUUCUUUACGCGUUCCGACACACCGCCCUCUCCUUCAAAAGAAGGAACACACACGCAAGCGACGGGAAGACAAGAUUCCCUUCAAAGGGCGGUGCAAUCCUUUCGACCUCUUUGCUGCGCGACUCUUCAUAGUUGUUGGUUUUCUCCCCCUUUCCUUCACACAUACACACACACACACGUACACUCUCUCUCUCUUGUAUUUAAGAGAGGAAAAGAAAAGCAAACAUGGUGGAACUGAACUCUAUGGCUGGCAAGGCAUUGGUCGGUAUCGCCAGCGGCUCCCCCGCACCCGCCACCGACGGCGCACGUGAGGCGGCGAGCCUCUUCCUGUUCGAUGUCACGCAAUCCCUCCGCUGGCACGCCGUCGCGGCUGGUGUGGCCCUCGCCGCCACGCCGCUGGUGUACCAACUCUCCCGCAUCGUCGCGCAGCGCUACCGGGCAGAGUUGGUGAGCGCGGCAAAAGAUGCGGUGCAGCGCGAGGAGCUCUUCAACGGUGCAGAGGCCGACGGGGUGUUGAUCGACCCGGCCGACGAGGGCGGUAUUACCAUUUCCUACAACACGCUAUCGAGUGCGCGGCGGCAGCGUCGGCGGGCGGACGGCGACGAAGGCGGCGUUGCUGCUUCCGCUGCCCAAGAUGGCGAUGGCAGCAGCAGUGGCGGCAGCAGUGGGGAAUCGGCCACGUCACGCGCGACCGCCGCCUCGUCGGCGCUGGCGAUGCGCGUCGGCCGCCGCCACUCGUGGGCCGUCUCCUCCUUUGCUCGACAAGUGCUCGCGGUGCAGCGGGUGCCGACGGUGCAGUUUGUGCGCACCUGCAGCCGUGCCGCGGCGUGCCAGUACUGCGUGGUGGUCCUGCGGGUGUGCAUGACGAGCUGCGUUCUGUGUGUUGCCUCGCUCUCCGUGACGCUCGCGUGCUGUACGAUGCUGGACAAGGUGAUCCCCAUGGUGCGGAGCAGUACCACCACGAGUGGCCUUUCCGCCGCCAUGCCAAUAGCAGAGGAAGGUGGGAUGUGUCUCAGAUCGAUGGCGCGUAGUUUCUUCUGUGCGCCGCUCUUUCACUCCGCGCUGCCGCCGUCGCCGUCGGUGGGGUGCAGCUACGGCCUCUAUGAUUUUAGCGUGUCUGUCAGCGGUGUCUGGUCGCGGCUGCUGCCGAAGCUGGACGUCGUGCAGGCGUUGUAUCGGCGAGUCUUUGGCCGUCUGCAGCCCCUCCAUGCGGAGUGGCGUGACGCUGACCUUUUCAGCCGUGUGCCGGAUGCCGCCGCCGCCGCCGCCACGACAACAGCGCACGCACGCGCGGAUGCAGUGUGGGCUGCGCUGACGCCGCGCGGCUACUUUGUGGUGACGCUGCUCCCCCGGCUGCCUUGGCGCGUGCUGGGCGGGUUGCAGUGGGUGAGUGGAAAGGUGUCGAAUGCGGUGCUGCGACGCUGGUGUGGGGCGGUGACAACGGCGGCGCAGCCGCCACCUGCCCCACCCAAGUCGUCCCCUCCGCCGAGAAACAGGUCGGCGAGUCGCAAUACACUGUCAUCGUCGUCGCAGCGACAGCAGCAGCCACCGAAACACAAAAAGCUGAUCCACGCGCCGCUGGCGCAGGCGGUGACGCUCGUGACGAGCGAUGUUGUGUUUGCAGGGAUUGUGUUUGCAGCGACGCUGUUCGUGUCAAAUGACAGUGGCGGGCCGCGGGCCCUCGUGCACAACGCCGCGGGAGCGCGUUACAACGUGUUCUGCUGGGUAGAAGCCGUCUCGAGCCUUUUGAAUCUUGCUGUUCUCUAG